Molecule: messenger RNA, 2929 nt
Organism: Linum trigynum
Lineage: Eukaryota; Viridiplantae; Streptophyta; Magnoliopsida; Malpighiales; Linaceae
Source: the annotation of a GenBank genome assembly
GGUUAUGUCCUUAGUUGGAUUUGGAUUAAAUACCCUAGGAUAGGAAUCCAAAUCCUAUUAGGAUUAGGAAAACCAAAUUUAUCUAGUUUGAACAACUCUUGUCCUAAGAAGUAAGGAGCUAAAAGAGGUGAAAAUGAUUCCGCCAUUGCCAUUUUUUGCUGAGGCACAAGUCUUAAUAUCUAUGCUGAUUGUUUGGGUACCUCUAGCAAUGAAAUACUGAUGGUUACUCAAAACAAGUAAACAACCUACAACCAGAGGCUUAUAUUCCCAUUUAAGUUUAAUAUUUCCAUCUCUGGUCAACUGUUAAUUUCGUGAUUUAUUAAUUAUACUCAAGCAAGGCAAGGAAACUGUUUGUCUGUGAAUUGCUCCCAAGUCCCAAUCAUUCAGAGAGGCCAAGGUGUUAUCUUCUCCAUAUCUAAAAACAAACCAAAAGUCAUAUCCCCUGAACUCCACCAACCCAGAAAACAGAGAGCAAUAAUGGGAGACGAAGCCCGGAAGACAACGGACGACAGAGUGGCGAUAUCGAACAGAGGGCUGGAAGAACGUUCCAAAGCUCCCCAUAGUCAACUGGAAGGGUUGACCAUGGACGGCCUCCGGAUUGUGGAGUCGCGGAAGGGAUUCAUCCGCUGCCACUUCACCGUCCCCAAUCGCCUCACUGACGGAGAUGGGAAUUGGCACGUCGGAGCGAUGGCGACUAUGAUCGACGAUCUGAGUGCGUUUGCAAUUUACUCAUUGGUCGGCCAUCUGAAGGCUUCCGUUGAUUUCACCAUCUCUUUUCUCUCCACUGCCAAAUUGGAGGAAGAGAUUGAGUUAGAAGCAAAGGUUGUUGGAGUGAAGGAAAGGCUGGCUUCAGUGGUGGCAGAAGUUAGAAGAAGUAAUGGUGAGCUGAUUGCCUUGGGGAAGCAAUGGAUGACUGCCCAUAACCAUGUACAGAAAGCUAGUAAACUUUGAUUGUUACUUAGAACUAGUUUUCUGCAUGGCUGGAUGAGUUUUAUUUUAAGUAUUAACUAGUUUAUUUUUCAUUAAACAUAAAUACGAGCAUGGCAUGAGCGAGAGAAUUUGCGACACACACAUUCAAACUAUACCCCAGCCAAAUCGAGCAAAUUUGAAAAAUGGGCUCACUGGAGCAUGGCUUCUUCUCCUGGGCCUCCUCAGCCAUGCAACCCAAAUGGAUCCCCCAUGGGUUCUUUUAAGUAUAGCCCACAGUGCACUUAAUGUUGUGAUUUCAAUUUCUUCAGCCCAUCACUCGGCCACUGAUUGUAUUCUCCUCCUUUGACUUGGCUCAUUUAUAUGUUGUCUACUUUGGAUUUGAGUUCCUCGGUGUAGAUUGAUGACAUCUCUUCUUUUCAGUUAACUAGAAAUCUAUUACGUUUUUCAAUUUUCUUAGAUUAGUGUAGCUUAUUAUGUUGUUUGCUUUGAGUUUGAUUUCUUCAAUGGAUUUGAUAAAUAGAUCGUGGAACUAUUGCUUUCCCGUUAUGUUUUGUUGUGGUGUUACACUCCGAUCUUUAUAGAGCAUAUUGUCCGCGUGUACCAGUGUACACACAAAUACUAAAGUUUUCCUAUUAAACUAGCAUUGGAUCCGCCUAUUGGACGGGUGAGUUUUAUUUAUAUUAGUCAUUUUUCUUUUUGUAUAUAAAUUAUUUUAGGUUAUUUACAUCUUUUAUAUUGUUCAAACCUCUAUAAAUUUUUUAAUAAAUGACUUGUGCCACCUUAUAAUAUAAAAUAUAUAGUUUUAAAAUUGAUCUAUCGUCCCUCGCAUGUGAUCUUAAGAAAGGUUAUGAAAUCAUAAUCUUCUUUAACUAAUUUGCCACCAACCACUCAACACUUAGCUUUGAUCCUGUCAUUUGGGAAAUUAAGUUCGUAAUAUAAAGUUCGUUAUUGACUAUAUAUUUUAAUUAAUAAUCUUUUCCCUAUAAUGAAUAUUAUUAAAAAUAUUUAUUCGCUUUGAAUAAGGAACGGAAACAUUCAACUCAUCCCGAUUUAAAUUUUGUGUCGUAAUUUUAGAACUUCAUUGAUGGCUUAAUUCAAAAUUGUACGAAGUUAUUAGUAUUUUUCAACACAUAUACAUUUUUGUGUGUAUCCUAUAAUUGUGAAUCAUUUUCUUUUAUAAGUAGAUAUCAAAAUAUUGAGAAGUUCUAAUUUUCCAUUUAUGUUGAAUUAAUUAUAUUUGGAAACUCCCAUUACAUAUUUUGCAUGCUCAUAUCAUUGUACCUUUUACAUGUAUAUGUGAUAAGAACAAAUAAAAUGGAAAAUAUAUGUCGGUAAAUGCCAGAACAACAUUAUGAAUAAAAACCAGUGAUACGACACUUAGUCGGAACAAAGUAGAAGAUGAAAACAGAAGAAAAUGGAAAAUAUAUGCCAGUUUUUUAACAUCAUUUUAAAGCAAUGCUUAAAAAUACGGAUGAUUCCAUGACAUCCAUCAUUCACCAAAAUAUAUCCUUUCUUUCUCAAAGAAAACCUUACGAAUCCAUUGUGGGUUUUAUGAAGCACGCAUAUUCGCAUAGCUUCACAAUAUUUAUAACAUUUGGUUCAGCUUCCUACAUACAUUAGAAAAGACAUUGCAUAAGAAACAAAUCAAGAUGCAUUCCACAAAUUCAUCCUCCAGCUAAGAAUCAUAAAAUCAACAGUGGUGAGUGAAUGGAACGAUAUUGGUGGACAAAAAACUAGGACUAGACUAUACCAGCAUGCAUAAACAUUUGAGAAAAAGGCAUAACUGUGAGUAGGGCUGCAAAUGAGCCGAGUUUUACUUCAGUUUGAGCUUGACUCAUUAACAAAUGAGCUGAGCUCGAGCCCGAGCCAUUUAUUAACGAGCUGAGUCGAGUUCGAGCUAGGCUUGUUUACUAAAUUCUUAGAUCGUAUUUGAUACAUUCAUUUUGUAUGUCGUGCAUGGUACAUGUGAUUGAUGUAGCGAUAAAAAAAUAAUCAAGUU